AUGUCUCUUAGUGCUAAUUUUAAACCUAGUAGUAGUUUUACUGUAAAAGACAUUUUAGACUUACCUGAAGUAAAACAGGCUUCCAGUCCGAUUCAUAGCAUAGGUUCCGUGGCCUCUAAUCUCGUUAGCUCGGCACCAUUCAUUAUGAACACGUCUCUUUCAGAAGCUAACUUUUCCUGUCCCUCCUGUUUCCGCUACAAUAGAAUAUGUGCGUACAGCCCGUGCGUUAGGUGGUUGUCAAGUGCUGAAGUAAUGGCCUCAUACACGUCCUUAGGGAUAGAUUCCGUCAACACCCCAACAGCCUUAGCAAGUCUCAGUAGUCCAGACUCUGUAUUGUCUCAUAAAAAGCUCCCCACCAGGACGCACCAGAUCUCAUCACCUCUAACUACCCACAUCGUGACCAGUAAAGGAUCAACUUCAACGCUGGAUAGAUUCAGCCAAAGUUUUACAACUGUCUGUGACGAUGUAUCAACCAGAUUAACUAUUUCUCCAACAACUAGUGAAGACUGCACAUCUCGAGCAGUUGCUGAGGAAUCAGAAAUUGAGUUCGGAGGAGCUGCUUCAGAUAUAUCCAGGUGCAAUAGUGUCGAUAUACAGUCUGAAAGUGACCAAUGUAUGCGUUCGGAACUUCCAGCGAUUACAGAAUCAUCGACUGAUAACAAUACCGGUGAAAUAGAAACUCUAAAUUCCGAGCCUUCAGGAGAACAACCUUCAAAGAAACGUAAACGUCGGGUCCUGUUCUCCAAAGCACAGACGUACGAGCUGGAAAGAAGAUUUCGACAACAGCGAUACCUAUCGGCACCGGAGAGAGAACACCUUGCAAAUUUCAUUCGUUUAACCCCAACACAGGUAAAGAUUUGGUUUCAAAACCAUCGCUAUAAAACAAAAAGAGCGAGACAAGAAAAGAGCUUAGACAUAAAUCCACUUCGGUCACCGCGCCGAGUAGCCGUACCCGUGCUAGUCCGAGACGGAAAGCCGUACCAGCCGCCAAUGGGUAGCAGUUUAGUAAAGACCCAUGGUUCAGGAAGACAAGUAAUUCAGUCUGGGAUGGGUCUAUGUCUUUCUUCCGCCGAGUUCACGUCUAAGAGCAACAUGGCAGCUUCAGGCACAGAUACUUUCAACCUGAACAAAAUACCGACGUACACUCAUCCUCUGAUUCACCAAGCACGAUGGUUGUGA
Molecule: messenger RNA, 1179 nt
Organism: Limulus polyphemus (Atlantic horseshoe crab)
Lineage: Eukaryota; Metazoa; Arthropoda; Merostomata; Xiphosura; Limulidae
Product: homeobox protein Hox-A11b-like
Exons: 2
Coding region: 1-1179 (392 amino acids)
Biological process (GO): regulation of transcription by RNA polymerase II; cell differentiation
Cellular component (GO): nucleus
Molecular function (GO): DNA-binding transcription factor activity, RNA polymerase II-specific; RNA polymerase II cis-regulatory region sequence-specific DNA binding
Source: RefSeq, a predicted model, not a curated record